AGCUUCAUCUGAAGAGGGAACAAGCUGGUGUUAUCACGGUGAUGUAACACACAACGGGUCAUAGGUGUCGAAAUAAAGAGUUGAGGAUUUUUGUGGUACAAGAGGAAGAAGAAGAUGUUCCAUGGCAUGUUGAAGAAGAGGAGGAAGAGGAUGAAGUAGGUGAAGUAGGGGAGAUAUCACUUAAUUAUGUGGGAGGACUUACCACAUCAAAAACCAUGAAAAUCAGGGGUUCGAUUUUGGGGCAUUCAGUAAUAGUCUUGAUUGAUAGUGGAGCUAUACCUAACUUCAUUUCAGCAACGUGGGUUGGCCAAUUGAAGCUGCAGACCACAGAAACUACUAGCUACGUGCAGAAUCACAAGCUGCAGUCAUUAGAUCUACUGUUGCAACAGAGAAGAAUCCUUUCCAGCAGCUAUACAUAUCAGCAUCAGAUCAGCAGCAACGUCCAAAUCUAUUAAAAUGCCACCAGCAAACCUGGUCCCUGGCUUCACCUUCGACGGAAGUGUAUGAACAAGGACCAUUGCGGGAGGAGAAGAAGGCAACGAAGAAGAAAGGGGAAGAGAAUGGGCUGGAAUUGAUGGCUGAAUUUCAGAUAAAAGAAUCUAUGGGCUUGGUUCUGGAAUUGGCCCGACUAGAGGAAGGCAGCAAUGAAGUUGUGAAACAAGCCCAAUUAAAUUUCGGCCCAAAUGGAAGUAAACUUAAUAGGCUCAACCCACCAUUAAGUUACAGCCUACAAUUUUCCUAUAGUCACUUGCUUCUCAAGGUAAAUUCCAAAUCUAUCGCAUCUACUGUACUUCAUCCAGCAACGAUGGCGAGGGAAAUUGAAACUAAAUCCCAGGCAACUACCGAGAGUGUUUAUAUUGCUGCUUUGGCAUUGGGGAUUGCAAGUCAGUGGAUGAACAUACUGAGCGAUGUCGGAGAAGAGGCAAGAAGAGGAGGAACCGACCUGCCGCAUGAUGAAAUCGAGGUGUAUGACUACAAUAAUUUCACAAGGGGGGCAUGUGUAAACAAACUGAAGAAAAUGCUUGCUCCGCUUAUUGCAUAUGCAAGUACGCUGUUUCAAAAAUUAGAUAUUUCGUGGGUAGGGGCAACUGGAUAUGGAAUUGCCCUGAACACUAUAUUGGUGAUAGUUUCUCAACUGAGUAGGUCCGUCCACUUCGAAAGGGUGAAACACCCAUUCUCCGUAGUGACCAUGACUGGAGUUCUUGCAAGGAAAAUGGGGUGGUUACAUGAUGAAUUAACCAAGACAGCAACAACUUCCACCUUGAGGACAAGGUGGAUUUCGAGGCGACGGGUAAUGAUAGAGCCCAAUAAAGACAGAUUCUAGAAUGUUCAAUAGUUAGUUAGUAUGAGGAUAAAAAUGUAAUAGGCUAUGUAAGGAAUUGCCUUUAAAUAGAAGGGAAAAGAACGGUAAAGGCAUGCAAAAUAUUGAGAAGGAUCUAGGAUUAUAGGGGAGAGUAUUGGGUCUCUCGAAUACCCAACUAUCUUUUACUAUUCAGCAAAGUAGAGAUACAGAGAGUUUAUAUAGUUACUGUAAUUCUCAUAUAUUAGA
Messenger RNA from Olea europaea var. sylvestris, 1549 nucleotides. RefSeq lists its product as uncharacterized. The record is from RefSeq and is a predicted model, not a curated record. Bases 575 to 1324 code for a protein of 249 amino acids. Gene Ontology annotation, biological process: carotenoid biosynthetic process. The transcript has 2 exons. Lineage: Eukaryota; Viridiplantae; Streptophyta; Magnoliopsida; Lamiales; Oleaceae.